Messenger RNA from Hipposideros armiger (great roundleaf bat), 7954 nucleotides. RefSeq names its product ataxin 1 like (gene ATXN1L). The record is from RefSeq and is a predicted model, not a curated record. Gene Ontology annotation, cellular component: nucleus. NCBI's taxonomy places the organism in Eukaryota, Metazoa, Chordata, Mammalia, Chiroptera, Hipposideridae. Gene Ontology annotation, molecular function: protein binding; RNA binding. The transcript has 4 exons. The coding region runs from base 409 to 2475 and encodes 688 amino acids. Gene Ontology annotation, biological process: anatomical structure development; regulation of DNA-templated transcription.
GGGGGCGCUGGGUGUGGGGCGGCUCCGGGGCCGGGGAUGGCGGCGGCCGCAGUAGCGGCGGCUCCGGGACGAGCGGGAGGAGCCCGAAGAGCGUCGUGAGAUGGGCCGGCUCCCACGCCAGCGGGGAGGACACUGCUUCUUACUACAGCUGCUCAGAAGCACUACUGGAAGCUCAGAUCUAAAGAACUGGAGCCUGAUUGGAAGAAAUAGGUGACAAAGUUCAUAUGCACUGAAGUGUUCAGACCAAAAAAGAUACUUUAUGACAAUGGACAAAAGCAUGUAUGAAAGCAGAUGUGGGCACCCCAGCCAGCAACAGAGAGGGGUGCAGGGGAGCCACAGAGAAGCCCCUUCUGAUGCCCCAAGGAGCAAGCCGACCCCUUCCAGGCUCCAGGAACACUGCAAAGCAAUAUGAAACCUGUUCAUGAGAGGAGUCAGGAAUGCCUUCCACCAAAGAAACGAGACCUCCCCGUGACCAGCGAGGAUAUGGGGAGAACUACCAGCUGCUCAACUAACCACACACCCUCCAGUGAUGCCUCUGAAUGGUCCCGAGGGGUUGUGGUGGCUGGGCAGAGCCAGGCAGGAACCAGAGUCAGCCUAGGGGGUGAUGGAGCUGAGGCCAUCACUGGUCUGACAGUGGACCAGUAUGGCAUGCUGUAUAAGGUGGCUGUGCCACCUGCCACCUUCUCCCCAACUGGCCUCCCAUCCGUGGUGAACAUGAGCCCCUUGCCCCCCACAUUUAAUGUAGCGUCUUCACUGAUUCAACAUCCAGGAAUCCACUAUCCCCCAAUCCACUAUGCUCAGCUCCCGUCCACCUCUCUGCAGUUUAUCGGGUCUCCUUAUAGCCUUCCCUAUGCUGUGCCACCUAAUUUCCUACCGAGUCCCCUCCUCUCCCCUUCUGCCAACCUCGCCACCUCUCACCUUCCACACUUUGUGCCAUAUGCCUCGCUCCUGGCAGAAGGAGCCACUCCUCCCCCCCAAGCUUCAUCCCCGGCCCACUCAUUCAACAAAGCCCACUCUGCCACCACCUCACCUGGGCAGUUGCCACAUCACUCGAGUACUCAGCCAUUGGACCUCGCUCCAGGACGGAUGCCCAUUUAUUAUCAGAUGUCCAGGCUACCUGCUGGGUACACCUUGCAUGAAACCCCUCCAGCAGGUGCCAGCCCAGUUCUUACUCCUCAGGAGGGCCAGUCUGCUCUGGAAGCAGCUGCUGCCAACGGACAGAGACCGCGAGAGCAAAAUUUAGUAAGACGAGAAAGCGAAGCCCUUGACUCCCCCAACAGCAAAGGUGAAGGCCAGGGACUGGUGCCAGUGGUAGAAUGUGUGGUGGAUAGACAGUUGUUUUCAGGUUCUCAGACUGCACGGGUGGAGGUGGCAGUGCCAGCACACCGAGGGACCCCAGACACCGACCUCGAGGUCCAACGGGUGGUUGGCGCUUUAGCUUCUCAGGACUACCGUGUGGUGGCAGCUCAGAGGAAAGAUGAGCCCAGCCCCCUCAACCUGUCCCAUCAUACCCCUGACCAUCAGGGUGAGGGGCGAGGGUCAGCCAGGAACCCAGCAGAGAUGGCUGAGAAAAACCAGGCCCGAGGGUUCUACCCUCAAUCCCAUCAGGAACCGGUGAAACACAGACCUUUACCCAAAGCAGUGGUUGUAGCCAAUGGCAACCUGGUGCCCACUGGAACUGACCCAGGCCUGCUGCCCAUGGGCUCGGAGAUCCUGGUGGCAUCAAGUUUGGACAUGCAGGCCAGAGCCAUCUUUCCAGACAAGGAGCCAACGCCACCCCCCAUUACCUCCUCUCACUUGCCCUCCCAUUUCAUGAAAGGCGCCAUCAUCCAGUUGGCUACAGGGGAGCUGAAGAGGGUGGAGGACCUCCAGACCCAGGAUUUUGUGCGCAGUGCCGAAGUAAGUGGGGGACUGAAGAUUGACUCUAGCACAGUCGUGGACAUUCAGGAGAGCCAGUGGCCUGGAUUUGUCAUGCUGCAUUUCGUGGUUGGUGAGCAGCAGAGCAAAGUGAGCAUUGAGGUGCCCCCUGAGCACCCCUUUUUUGUAUAUGGCCAGGGUUGGUCCUCCUGUAGCCCUGGGCGGACUGCACAGCUCUUCUCUCUGCCCUGCCAUCGGCUACAGGUGGGAGAUGUCUGCAUCUCUAUUAGUUUACAGAGCUUGAACAGUAACUCAGUUUCUCAAGCCAGCUGUGCUCCUCCAGGCCAGCUGGGUAUCCCCCGAGAAAGGCCUGAGAGGACAGUCUUGGGACCCAGAGAGCAAUGUGACAGUGAGGGGAAGAGCCAGCCGUCAGGCGAGGGCUCCCAAAUGAUAGAGCCCUCGCAGCCGGAGCCUGGUGCUCAGGCCUGCUGGUCAGCCCCAAGCUUCCAAAGAUACAGCAUGCGAGGGGAGGAGGCACGGGCUGCACUGCUCCGUCCCUCUUUCAUUCCACAGGAGGUAAAGCUGUCCAUCGAAGGGCGUUCCAAUGCAGGAAAAUGAACCUCUCUCCCAGACCGGACUGGGGCUUUACCCCGGAGCUGGGCCUCACCGUGAGCAGGCAGAGGAUUUGCACAUGCCGAGCAAGGAAUGGCUCUCUUGGCAGUGAGAUUGGUGGGGGAAGAGGAGGCAUGAAGGCAGCCUCCCAAGGCAGGGUCUGUUGCUCAUUACCCCAUGGCAUCCUUUCAGGAUAGCCCCAGAGGAUGCUGUGAUGGGGAGCAGCAGGCCUGGGCCAAGGAAGGAAGGGGGUGCACGCAGGAUAAGAAACAUUCCAAAUAUCAGGGCCUCCCUGUUCUUUCCUCCCCAUCCCUAGCUCCUGCAAGGAGAAGUCAGGCUUUGGGAGCAGGUGGCAGAGGGAGGGAGCAAAGAAAGAGCCAAAAAUGAUGAUCCACAGCUUAUAGUAGCAGUUCAACUGUCUGAAUUUUUUUCCCUUUCUUUUUUGUGGUGGGAGGGCAGGAGGCCCAUGGUUGGAAUAAGAGGGUUCCCACCUAGAACUCUUCUUUUGAGAGCUGUGCACUUUAAAAGGUAGUUUUGUUACAGAUGUCUGUGGCUAGUAUGUGGGGGAAGAGCGCUUAUCUGCAGGGCUCGGGUUGAUCCUGCUUCAGCCCUUCCCCAUUUCUCCUCACCGUUCCUCCCACAAGGCUCCUAGCACCAGAAGAGAGAAAGCCCCUCCAGGGUUCAGAGUGAAGUACUGCUUUGGCGGGGGACUGGGAGAAAGACCUGAUGGCCAGGCUGACCAGGCUCUAGGUAGGGCUUAUGGAAAGGUAGCAGACCUAACAAAGCUCCUCCUACCCAGCAUGCCAGACCCGCUUCAAAAUUGUACCGAAUCGCUAGUUGGCCAUGGUGACUUCUGAAAGAAUCAGUGGACCCUUUUCCCCAGCCCCUGCACUCCUCUUGUGUCUGUCUAUGUUGUACCUAAGUGCCUGCGCGGCCCCCACCCUCCUGCUGCCCUAACCUCUGUGCAUGAUGUCUUGACCUGGGCCUAAUUUGUAGCUGCACUGCCUUUGCCCUUCUGUGAAAACAAUAUUGGUUUUGUCCACUCUGACCAAGACCUCUAGUUUUUGGUGUAUAGGGGUCUCGCUGGUUUCCCCCUCAGUUACAUUCUCUAUUUUUAAAAACUCAGAAUCAUGUCCCCUCCUCUGCACCUGAACGGCUUGGUGGAGAAGAAAGAAGGGAAGUGCGCCCUGGGUCAGGGCAAGUACACCUGGCUGGGCAGUGCCCAUGCUGGUGUUUCACACAGCUCCUCCCUCUUACUCCACUUCCUCUCCCGGCAUUCAGGCUUCUCCAAGCUGUCUCCUUUCACAGCCAGCUCUCAGGCUCUGGGAUAAUCUUGAUAAUGUUUCAAUACCUGAAGUCUCCUAUAUUUCAUUUCAUGGUAGAGUAUUCCUCUGCAAAGAGUAUUUUAAAUCUUAGUUGCAUUUGCCCCCCUAUGUCUUAAGUCCAUGUUUUCUUCACAACUUUUAGCAUCAGCUUGGACUGUGGGAUUCCACUGGGUAUUGAGAAUUAGGCUCCCCCACCAGCUUUCAGGUGGGUGGGUGGGUGUUUUGUUUGUUUUUCAGGGGUCUUUAGACUCUUGAAGCAACUCAGGGUAUUGUCCACCCAGCUCUCUGGGGAGGCUUCUCCCAGGGUAUGGUCCUGGCAUUUCCUUUAGAAAUGUACUUGGACUGGCUGAGGCCUGGCCUGUCAUCAUGAGUCUCAAACCUCUGAGGUCUGAUCUCUGUCUGUUCCGUCAAAGACUUCAGGCAAGUCUUGUGACCUCUCGCUCUUUCACUUCCUCCCCAGCUGCCAAAUGGGGAUAAAUAAUCUUACCUACCUCCUGGGGGGAGGGGAACUCUGAGAAUAGAGUCAUUCUUAGUGUUCAGGUGCUAAAGGUUGUUCUCCUGGGGGAACAAGUGACUGAGACUGGCUUGUUUGUUACAAGCCCUACACUCCACUGUUUCAUUCCUUGAGAGCAGUUACCUGGUCACUCAGCUUUUGGAGGCUUAUCCAAAGGAAGCUGCUGACCUGACCGCAAGUACUUAAGUCUUUGGUUCACCUCAGAAUCAAACACCAACCCUGUCUGGUGAACACUCAACCUUCUAUUCAUUUGGGAUCAUGCCCUUUCCCUUUUCUGUCCCCCAUUCUCUCUGAAUGCUGCUUUCUCUGGUUCCUUUCCUACCGUGGGGGCCUGUGGGCUGAGGUCUGAGGAAUCCUCUCAGAUGGUGGCCCUGGGAGAAGGCCUCAUCUCCGUCUGGUCUAUGAUCAACUCAUUCCUAGGGACAAUUGUUUGCACGGGUUUCUCAGAAACAUCCUUCCUCAUAGGAAGGCUCAUCAGUUGAAUAUAGUGACAUGCACACAGUCAACACUCAAAAAAUGUCCACCAGUGACACCAACUAAGCCUCCUCCUUAUGGAAGCAGACCCAUAUCUAACCAGAUACAGGCCAAAUAGUUUAAAUCAAAUAACCCUCCACUACCCAGCCUGGUAACUUCCACUUGAUUCUGGAAAGGGAAAAUCUUGCACACCUAGGCAAGUUGGGCCCUGACCUUUCUGCUGCUGUUCUUUGUCUCUUGCUGGUAAAGCAAUACCAGCAGCUCCCCUGAUACUGUGCCAUGCAUAUAUAAUAUCUUAAUACUUCAUUUUGCUGAACUGCAGAGGUGUCUUUUAUAGUAUGGUCUCUCGGGAAAGGAAGCUCUGUGCUUUGAAUCUUGGUCAGAGCUGUCGCAUUCCCCUUGCCUUUUCCCCCUGGCUCAGUCUGUCUUCCAGGCAUGUGGAAUGAGAGGAACCUAUGGUGUGUCCAUUCUCCUCAUAGGAAUUUCAUAAGUUUGGAAGAGACUUAAGAGCAGUUUUGAGAGAGUGAGCCUUUUAGUGGGAAGCUGUCAGCUUUUUGGGGAAUGGGCAAUUGAAAAAGGCCAGAGCCAGUCGCUUGUCAGUGGGAAGCCAUUCCCAGAGCUUAGGGAUAGGAAGGAGGACUGCUAACUUUGGCAGUAAUCAGAAAUGCCUGUACCACUUAGGGAGUAGGGGAACCGGGUAAAGGAUGGGCAAUAGAUCCAAGUCGUGGAUUAUCAUUCUUAUCAUGAUUCGUGUACAUGGAUGGCAGCGGGGAGGGGCCGUGGGGAAGAGGGACCUGGGAGUUCAGAGCUGAGUACUUGUACCCAUGGGGAGGGGCCCCAGUGGAUCUGGACUGACCCUUCUACACUCUUGGUCCCAGUUGGUCGAAACACCAAGGGCUUUGGUCUGUGCUGCUUUGCCACUGCUGCUGUCUGCUCACUGUCCUGCCUGCUCCUCUUUACAGCUUGUGUGUCUUUGGCUAUAUAGAUGAACUCCCGGCACCCUGUCCAUUCUUACCUGUACAAGUGUUACUUUAGAGCAGUCACGGUGACUAGGGAUAGUAUGACAUGCUGCUGGUGGGCUGGUGAAUCCAAAGGGAUAUGGCUUCAGUACUAGCGGGCAGCCCUUUGGUUCCAAAUAUCUGUCUUGAGGGAGAGACAAGCAGGUCUUACUAGUGGGUGUUUCCUGUGUAUUCUUUCCUUUGUGGUAUCUUGUAUCCUGUUUUUAAAAAUAAAUGAUGGGGAACCAGGUUAGGGCCUGUGUCAGCAUCCCAGGGAGGGUCAUCUGACUCCAGUUAUGUGGACUCUGGGCUGGGGUUGGGAGAGGGUUUGAAGUUUGACUGAAAUAGCCCCUCAGUGGGUUUUAGUUUUAUUCUUACCAGUGGGCAUCAUAGGAGAUGCACAGUUUGGUGGUAUGAUUUAAACCUGCAACAAGCAGGCACAUUGAAGAGUUGAGUGAUCACACUGGAGAUGAUGGGUGGGCACGAGUUGACUGGGAAAGGGCCUGGGUCCGUUGGGGUAAAGAUAACCUGAUUAAUUGGCCAUGGGAGAUUAGGUCACAGUCUUAAAAGCCGAGUUAAUAGGGCAGAGGCCAGGUUUUAGGGAGACUUCUUGGCCUCCUAGGGCCAAGUUUACUAAACCACACUGAAGCUACAAUAUUUUCCAGAUGGGAAAAAGUGUACACUACAGUUGAAGAGCUGAACUGUGCUAAAUUGGAUGUUGACCAGGAACCUAUUAGCCCUUUGCUGGGAAGCCUUCACCCUCCAAGCUUCCCUGGGGUAGGGAAGGCCUCCCACAUUAUGCAAUAAUAAAAUAAGCAUCUGGGUCUUUGCAGCUGUCAGUUGCUCUUUCAACUCUAGGAUCCAUCUUUGGGCCAGAAGCCUGGUCUGGGCCUAGGAUGACACUGGCCCUUGAGAUGCUAGAGUCGACUGCACUCUCUCCUUACCUGCAGACUAUGCACAGUGCCUGGGGCGGAAGGUGGAGAGGUGGUGCCGUUUGCCCUGCUGAACCUCCCCAGCAGGAACAGUAGUAAUAAAUGCACUUUUCACACUAAGGUUUCUUUAUUAGUUUUCCUGUUAAGCCUAGAUCCUCCCCUGGUAGACUGCAAACUCAAAAGUCUGUGUGGUCCCAAAGCCAUUCUUACUGCAAAUACCCAGCAGUGAAGAUGGCCUCAAAUUGGGUUCCUGUCUGCAGUGUAUGGCAGCAGCCCAUGUGCCUUUACCUAUUGUCAAACUUGCAAGCAUUUAUUUGUUUUUAUGACUGUCAUGGGGACUGAGGUUCAUCAGAGAGAGAGAGAGAGCGUGAGCUGAUGACACAGUGGUUUUACACCCACUCCCGGGACAGGGAGUUUGCACAUAGUUGUGAGCUGUGAGUGGUUAGUGCAUUGUUGGUAUUGCUGAAGGCAGGGUUCAUCCCUCAUUUGCUUGAUAAUUGCAUUCGAGAGAAUCUCGUGUUGGGGGAGAGACUAUUCAUGGCAAACUUGAAGUAUUAAAAAUAAGGCUGUCCCCUAUAACCUUCCUAGUCACACCCAGGAUCCCUGUAGCCAAAACAGUGUAUGUUCCAGCUGCAGAGAGCAGACUGCUCUCAGCUUGCACAGCACCUUAGGGGAGGGAAGAAUAUAUGGAUAGGGAAUGGGGUGGAGAAAGGAGGAUGGGAAUGUUGUCAUCCAGUUGGCUUUAGGGUCCUGAGAAGUGGAGAAGGAUGCCACUGGGGAGGUCUGGAUGGAUCUGAUUGGUGUAGGAGUUCCCUGUAGAUAAAUUACUGACCCCCAACUACCAUCCCCAGUAUGUAAUGGCUGAAUUAAUAUGUAAUCAACUGCAUUGUAUCUAAAGCCUUAGAACUAGUCAGGUGCUCCCCCCACCCACACCAUUUCUUACCCUCUAAUCCUACCUGAUCUUUAACAAAGCAUUAAUAAUUCUAAGGAUAAUCUCUAUUUUGUUGUGCUUUUUUGUAACUGUUUUAAAUAAAUCAAUUUGUACUGUAUAUUUGUACUUUUGUGAGAUCCUUUUUGCUGUUUUACCAUUUUAAGUCUCUGUACUUGGCUACACACAGAUUGUAUUUUUAUUGUUAAUGCUCUUCUUAUGAAUACCUGCAUUUAACUUGUGGACUAUGUAAACACAAUAUAUAUCAAUAUCUAUAUAUCUAUAUAUCUAUCUAUAUAAACUACUAGCUUUUC